CGCCCCGCCCCAUCAUGCACCGCGCGCGCGGCCACGCGCGCCGCCCGCACCGAGCCGCCGUCCCGGCUCCCGGCUGAAGGAGAGAGCGUUCGGCGCGGAACCGGGGAGCGCCGGGAGGCGGCGGAGGCCCGGGAGCUGGGCCGGGGUGCCAUGGCAGCCUCCUCCUCGUCCUCCUCGGCCGGUGGAGUGAGUGGCAGCUCCGUGACAGGCUCGGGGUUCAGCGUUUCGGACCUGGCGCCGCCCCGGAAGGCGCUCUUCACUUAUCCCAAAGGAGCCGGCGAGAUGCUGGAAGGUGAUUGCUGCUGCCCCUCUCCUUCCCCGCUCCUCCUGCAGCUGCUGAACUUCGCACCCUGCUGGCAAAGGCUGGAGAUGGCUCUGAGAGGUUCCUCUGCGAGUCUGUGUUCAGCUUUCAGGUUGCAUCAACAUUAAAGCAAGUGAAGCACGAUCAACAAGUCGCAAGGAUGGAAAAACUUGCCGGUCUGGUGGAAGAGCUGGAGGCAGAUGAGUGGAGGUACAAGCCAAUAGAGCAGCUCCUGGGAUUCACUCCCUCCUCAGGCUGAGCGUGUCUGGAUUGCUGCUGUCAGGGAGCAGAAGAAGAACGUUCCCUGGCCCAGCUUCAAAACACCCCCCAUUUAUCAGAUGCUGACAGCUGCAUCAGCAGGAUGGGGCUUUGGGUUUUUUUGAGAGUGGGGAUCCCCCGUAAAGCUGCCAAUAAACAGAAAUGACAAGAUUCUGUAGGUCCUUACAGGCUGGCAGGGCUUGGUUUCUGUAACUUAGAAGGCAGGAUCAGCUGUACAGCCCCUGGGUAAUCCCUGUGUUGUUUACAGAGGGGGGCACACGGGCAGUGUGGCUGCGGGGAGGGCGACCUCGUAACUCGGCCCGGGUUCCCGCUGGAGCGCAGCCGGAGCGCUGGGUGAGCGGGGAAACCCUCUGGAGCCAAUGCCAGAAGCACUCCUCAGCCCCUGCUGUCGUUCUGGGGGAUGGACACAAACUGUCCCAGGACUGGGUGAGGGGCCAAGAGGUGUCACCUCCUCCAGCAGUGCCUCAGUCAUUGCCCAAGCUGUUCCCUCUUCAUCACUGUUUCUGUGGUAGCGCUGGCAAGACACUGCUCUGUCUUACAUUACCCUGAAACUUUAUCCUCUUUGUUCUGUAUUAGAUUUCCCUGUGACAAUAAAAUAACUCUGAAACCCUU
This is a messenger RNA of Passer domesticus (house sparrow), 1192 nucleotides long. It is a transcript of the gene ANAPC16, whose product is annotated as anaphase promoting complex subunit 16. Gene Ontology annotation, biological process: protein ubiquitination. NCBI's taxonomy places the organism in Eukaryota, Metazoa, Chordata, Aves, Passeriformes, Passeridae. The record is from RefSeq and is a predicted model, not a curated record. The transcript is spliced from 4 exons. Gene Ontology annotation, cellular component: kinetochore; cytosol; anaphase-promoting complex. The coding region runs from base 151 to 429 and encodes 92 amino acids.